Alexandromys fortis (reed vole) is the source of this 1387-nucleotide messenger RNA. Its product is annotated as nucleoporin SEH1-like. Gene Ontology annotation, biological process: cellular response to amino acid starvation; positive regulation of TORC1 signaling. The coding region runs from base 22 to 1104 and encodes 360 amino acids. Gene Ontology annotation, molecular function: protein binding; structural molecule activity. The transcript is spliced from 2 exons. Lineage: Eukaryota; Metazoa; Chordata; Mammalia; Rodentia; Cricetidae. Gene Ontology annotation, cellular component: Seh1-associated complex; nuclear pore outer ring. The record is from RefSeq and is a predicted model, not a curated record.
GCCGGGCAGACGGCGGCGGCCAUGUUUGUGACGCGCAGCAUCGCGGAGGACCACAAGGACCUCAUCCACGAUGUGUCUUUCGACUUCCAUGGGCGCCGGAUGGCCACCUGCUCCAGCGACCAGAGCAUCAAGGUCUGGGAUAAAAGUGAAAGCAGAUAUUGGCAUUGCACUGCUAGUUGGAAGACACAUAGUGGAUCUGUGUGGCGUGUGACAUGGGCUCAUCCUGAAUUUGGACAAGUUUUGGCUUCCUGUUCUUUUGACCGAACAACAGUUGUUUGGGAAGAAAUAGUAGGAGAAUCAAAUGAUAAACUUCGAGGACAGAGUCACUGGGUCAAGAGGACAACUCUAGUGGAUAGUAGAACAUCUGUUACUGAUGUGAAAUUUGCUCCCAAACAUAUGGGUCUGAUGUUAGCGACCUGUUCAGCAGAUGGUAUAGUAAGAAUAUAUGAGGUUCCAGAUGUUAUGAAUCUCAGCCAGUGGUCCCUACAGCAUGAGAUCUCAUGUAAGCUGAGCUGUAGUUGCAUUUCUUGGAAUACUUCGAGCUCUCGUGCUCACUCUCCCAUGAUCGCCGUGAAAAACGAUGACAGCAGUCCAAAUGCCAUGGCCAAGGUUCAGAUUUUUGAAUACAAUGAAAACACCAGGAAAUAUGCAAAAGCAGAAACUCUUAUGACCGUCACAGACCCUGUUCAUGAUAUUGCCUUUUCUCCGAAUUUGGGAAGAUCUUUCCAUAUCCUGGCAAUAGCAACCAAAGAUGUAAGAAUUUUCACAUUAAAACCUGUGAGGAAAGAACUUACUUCUUCUGGUGGUCCCACAAAAUUUGAAAUCCAUAUUGUGGCUCAGUUUGAUAAUCAUAAUUCUCAGGUCUGGAGGGUGAGCUGGAACAUUACAGGAACAGUACUAGCGUCCUCAGGAGAUGACGGCUCUGUGAGGUUGUGGAAAGCUAAUUACAUGGACAAUUGGAAGUGUACUGGUAUUUUGAAAGGUAACAGGAGCCCAGUAAAUGGGAGUUCUCAACCGGGAAACUCAAAUCCUUCACUAAGCUCAAAUAUUCCAAAUCUUCAGAACUCACUAAAUGGAUCUUCUGCUGGCAGAAAGCACAGCUGAGUACAAGCUAGCUGGAGUAACUUUGCUGUUUGGCUGCUUGUUGCAUGCACACAGGAAUGGAAAUCGAACUCGUUUUCCCCUUCCCCAGUGCCGUUUGAUCUCUCCCAAGAUGCACCAGCAGCCUGAUCACUACUAAACACAGUCCGAAAGGCCUUUAAAAUUGCAAUGGAUAUAAUUUUUUGUACAAGUCAGUUUACCGACACUAUAAAUGGAAAGGCUUUUUGUUGAGACAUCAUCACCAAAACAAUUUUUUGAAAUGUUCUUUAGACUAACUUGGGCUUAA